AUGUCCGCACGCGGCGAUAAUCAAUACCGCACGCGAAGUUCCAGUGCCAAGCGAUCGUUGAGCUUUAGCUCGCCAUGUACCCGUGUCGUGAGCCCUCCAAGCCUCUCUCCAAGUCAGGACAAACCCACUGACCGUGUCUUAACCUUCUUGCAGAGUGCACGUGACCGAAACGUACCCGUUCGCUCUGGCAAGUGGAGUACCGCAGAAGACGCGUAUCUGGCCAAGCUUAUUUGGCUCUUCAAAUCCGGAAUAUUGGCAGACAUGGAGCCUAAGACGUCCCUUCGGUCCUUCCUAGCAGUAAUGCUUAACUGUUGUCCCAUGCGCAUCUCAAAGAAGCAAAUGCAUGGACACAAUUUCAUGGGUAAGAUCAAAUACAUGCCACAAGUGACUCAAAUGACAGAACAGCAAUACGAAACGCUUUGUCGCGAGGUCAGGACGCUACGAGAUGCAUUUUUACAAGCGUGGGCCAAAGAUGAGUACGCUCGACGUAACUCGACCGUCGAAAUGUGUGACUCAAGCUUCCAAGAGUGGUUCAAUAAGGUCGUAGCACUUGUACCUACACCUAAAUUGGUCAGAAGGUCAAUUCUUCAAAGCACCAAAAAGCGGCGCAUUGAGUCAUUCAACACACUCACAGCGCAAAUGGAAGAUGUCACGACGCAAAAAGUCCAAAACUUGGCUACAGCUCAACCACAGCCAGAGACGCAAGAGCAAGAUAGUGUGCAGACCAAUGCAUUCAUUACGAUGCUGGAACCAGCCGAAAUUAUUUCAGAGAAAUCCGCACCCGUUCCUGAAUCAAAUUCUGGCUACAAAGUGAUGAUGCUUCCGGCUGCAUACUGUGAUGAAAUCGGGAGUAUGGAGGAUUGGCUGGAUCUAAGUCAUACUGACGCUCAUUGGACCGACACUAAUAGUGACAAUCCAGGAGAAGUGUGCUACACGUUGUGUGAAGAUCAAGUGCAAGUAUCCGUGCACAUGAGUGACCAAGAUCCUGCAGCUAAUGCAUUGUCCAUGACGCGACAGUCGUCAAAAUUGCUAAUUGACUUUGGUGCACCAAGUUGCUGGUCCACAAGCGAAGAGCCCAAAUCCCUCUACGACUAUUCUCAUUGGUCCGAGACUGAUUUUUCCAACGAAUUAGCUAUGGGCAUUGAUCCUAAUGUGUUUAACUGGGACGACAUGUUGCCACUUCCUCAGGUGACAAACAGUCCGACGCUGAAUUUUCCAUAA
Messenger RNA from Plasmopara halstedii, 1221 nucleotides. RefSeq lists its product as uncharacterized. The record is from RefSeq and is a predicted model, not a curated record. Lineage: Eukaryota; Oomycota; Peronosporomycetes; Peronosporales; Peronosporaceae. The transcript has a single exon. Bases 1 to 1221 code for a protein of 406 amino acids.